AUGGCUAGGUCCAGAAAUAGGUCUUCAGAUAGCCGACGUCGCUCAAGACGUCGACGUUAUCGUUCUCCUUCACACGAGAGACGAAAGCGCGAGAGGAGUCGCGAUAGAUCUCACCGAACUAGCGAUCGCUCCUCACGAAAUAAAGAUCGAUCAGAGCAUCGUAGAAGACGUAAAAGUUCUUCCUCACCUUCUACUGACGAGGGAAAGAAACUUAAGAAGUCUCACUUAAGGGAUAUUGACAGAAAAAUACGGGAAGCUAGGAAGAAGGAGGAACAUGAGAAGCGAAUACAAGAGCAAAAGGAAAGAGAAAAACGAGAAGCAGAAGAAAGAGAGCGGGAAUCGGAGGCUGCUCGUCAGCUGGAAGAAAGAGUUUCAGCUGCAUAUGAGGCUGCUUUAGUUGAUAGAGCUACAGAAUUACGCGAGGAACUUGAAAGACUAUAUCAGGCUGAAAUCGAUAAAAGAGUCAAGCAACACAUUGAGGAAAUAGAACGUGAAUUACAACGGGCCCACGAAGAGAAACGAAGGGUUGAGGAAGAAGAAAGGCGCAAGCAGGAGGAAUUAGAACGUAUUCUUGAGGAAAAUAAUCGAAAACUCAUGGAAGCCAGAAAACGCGAGGAUAUUGCCUUUCACAUUAAAAACUAG
This is a messenger RNA of Rodentolepis nana, 642 nucleotides long. Lineage: Eukaryota; Metazoa; Platyhelminthes; Cestoda; Cyclophyllidea; Hymenolepididae. The record is from the annotation of a GenBank genome assembly.